AUGUUUCAGGUUGACGGUAUUGCCGGAGCCAACGACCACACGCGGGAUUCCGAGAAGGAUGCCGCGCUAGCAAUGGUCAGCGAUGUGGCCCAGGAGAUCGAUCCAAUCGUGGCGAAAAGAGUUCUGCGAAAAAUCGAUCUCUAUUUCAUGCCCGCCAUGUUAAUCGGUUAUGGUAUGGUGUACUAUGACAAGGCCAUUUUAGGUAGUGCCUCUCUCUUUGGCAUGACCGCCGACCUAGCAUUAGAGGUCGUCGAUCAUUCCGCAUUUCCAGCCUUAGUCGACACCUCGCGUCUCAGCUGGGCAACGUCCAUUUUCUACUUUGGAAUGCUGGCUGGACUCUACCCGAUGACUUUCAUCUUACAGAAAUUUGAUGUUCGAUAUGUUCUCGGUCCUGUGGUUCUCCUAUGGGCCAUUGUUUGUGCGGCGACUGCUGGCGUGACAUCCUGGCGAGGUUUAUUUGUUCAGCGUUUCUUCCUUGGCGUGAUUGAGAGUGUCAUUCCGACUAGCUUCAUGACCAUUGUUAGCAGUUACUACACGCAAGAAGAGCAGGCUCUUCGACAAGCCUGGUGGUUCUCUGGCACCGGCUGGUUCACCAUCAUUGGUGGAGCACUUAACUAUGGAUUUGGUCAAAUUACAUCGGACUGCUUGACCAGAUGGCAAUAUAUCUACAUCCUUGCCGGGGCUAUGACAUUUUUGUUCGGCCUCUGGUGUUGUGCAAUGCCCAACUCGCCGGUAUCCGCCUGGUUCUUGACCCCGGAAGAGCGAAUUAUCGCCAUAGAGCGACUACGAAAGGGACAGACCGGCAUUCGCUGUCAGAAAAUCAAACUUGAUCAGAUCAAAGAAUCCUUUACGGAUAUCAAGGUCUAUCUUGUGGCUAUCAUGAUGGCGGCGGCAUACACCAUCAACGGAGCCAUCUCUGGCUAUGGGCCCCUCAUCGUUUCUACUUUUGGCUACGAUACCCUGGAUUCCAUUCUAUUCCAAUUCCCCGUGGGCGGCGUUUGUGUCAUAUUCAUCCCUCUAUGCGGAUACAUUCCGACCGUGAUUCCCAAUACACGCAUUCCCAUGCUCAUCGCGUGCUGCCUACCGGUUAUUGCCGGUUGUGCUAUGAUUUGGAAGUCGCAAUGGGGCUAUCAGCCAGCUACUCCAGUAGUCGGUUAUGCACUUACGGGAUUCUUUGGGCCAGUGGUUAGCCUGAUCAUUACAAUCGGGGCCAGCAACGUAGCAGGGGCCACUAAGAAAACGGUCAUGGCUGCCACUGUCUUUGUCGCUUAUACUGUUGGAAACAUCAUUGGGCCUCAGCUUAUCAAUAGUAGUACCAAGGCCCAGCACUAUCCAGAAUUGUGGACGGGCUUGAUCAUUUGCUAUUGUAUCACUAUUACCGCAGCCGUCGCUUUAUACGUAGUGCUCUGGAGGGAGAAUCGCUUGAGGAGCACAUUGGAGUUGGAUGAGGUGCAGCGUGACAAGAUUGCUUUUGAUGAUCUUACCGACAAGCAGAAUCCGUUUUUCCGUUAUGCUCUGUAGGGAACGGUGGAAGUCUUCACAAGUUUGGAAAGAGCGGGUCUCAGUGAAAGCCUCAG
Messenger RNA from Penicillium cinerascens, 1577 nucleotides. Its product is annotated as putative MFS transporter. Lineage: Eukaryota; Fungi; Ascomycota; Eurotiomycetes; Eurotiales; Aspergillaceae. The transcript has 6 exons. Gene Ontology annotation, molecular function: transmembrane transporter activity. Gene Ontology annotation, biological process: transmembrane transport. The record is from RefSeq and is a predicted model, not a curated record. Gene Ontology annotation, cellular component: membrane. Bases 1 to 1521 code for a protein of 506 amino acids.